UGUGGGUCUCCGUCCCGAUAAUGGAAGGUCCAACUGCGGGCUGGGAGACUGCAACUCCUUUGCAAAGCAAUCAGCGUCCUUUCUCCAGUGACUCAAAAUGUUCUUGAUGCUGACCAGUGCAUGCCAAAAGCAUACCAGUUCUUCUGGCCUGCGCUAGUGUGCGCGGACCCCGAGAUGUCGCUGAGACACAAGGCUUCACGACAAAGAGCAGCUCUAGAAAACCCGUUCGUUCUUCACGCCCAAAUCGCCAAUGCUGCAGAUAGCAGGUUGCAUUUGAUUCCUCCAGAGAACAAGUCGGCUAGUCUUCUCCGGCAAGUGAAGGCUUACCACGAGCAAAGAUCGUUCCAGGCGAUAGCACGUUGCCUUGAAAACACACCAGGCUCUCCUCCAGACGCAGUCAUACUGGCAUUGACAUUGAUGAUUUGGCCUGCUGGCACAUACGACGCUUCGACCUCGAAAUACCCCGUGUCACCCUUGGCAUAUGGCCAAAAUCUCGACUUCUUCUCCAACAUGGACCUCAGUCCAACUGUAAUACAGCAUAUCCACAACUUCUACCGUCUUUUAGAGACACGUGGCGGAAUUGAUGGCCUAGCCCUGGUCGGUCAAAAACAUAUUGUCAGCUUUGCCGACACCUUUGUUGCUUCCCGCCUCGGCGUCCGUCCCUUGUGGCCAUGGCCAAAGCAAUUACUAUCCGCACUGGGAGCAUUUGCAGACCUGGUGUUAGACCCACACGCAUUUCAGUUGUCUUUGGUCAUGGGGCGUGGCUUUUCGCCGGUCAAGAAUGUGGAUCUGCGGAGGAUUCUGUCGCUAGCCUGUCGAUUGACGUUGGCACUUGAUUUGUUUCACCGGGCUGCGCCUAUGGCACCACCAAUUUGGCAGCUUUGUCCCGUCAGAAACGCUGUCCAGCAUCAGCUGUGUGCCGUGGACCCACCUACGGAUCCGAAGUCAUCGUACGAAGAAGCUGUUGAUAACAUGGUCCGACUCGCGGCGUUGAUAUACAGCGAUUUUGUGCUUUUCCCAAUCAACGAAGCUAUGGGGGUCCGGUCACGGUUGGCGUAUGAUUUGAGGAAGGAACUGGAGUAUCUCUACGCCCAUGCCGAACCUACAGUCUCUGUGGGUUGGCAAGGGGAACGGGGACAGGAACUCACAACGUGUGUGUAUCACUAUGGGUGCAAUGGCUUCUGAGUCGACGGUCCACCAGGAAUGGUAUAUCCCACGGUUGGCACAGGCGCUGAGGGAGGACCAAAGGUUGCUGGAUUGGACACUCUUUCAGACUUUGAUGGAUCAUUUCCUGUGGUGGGAUUAUGUGCUUCGGCCUCGCUGUUGGGAGGUGUGGAGUGAAGCGGCGCGAAUGUUGUCAUCAGCAGGGGGCGUUGAAUCUGGCCACGACAACGAUGGCAACAACGAG
This is a messenger RNA of Exophiala xenobiotica, 1408 nucleotides long. RefSeq lists its product as uncharacterized. The transcript is spliced from 2 exons. NCBI's taxonomy places the organism in Eukaryota, Fungi, Ascomycota, Eurotiomycetes, Chaetothyriales, Herpotrichiellaceae. The record is from RefSeq and is a predicted model, not a curated record. The coding region runs from base 121 to 1185 and encodes 354 amino acids.